AUGGAGCAACAACAAUCACACGCCGAUGAAAAGAACAUGAAGGGUGAAGGCGAGUCACCAGGUCGGGACUUGGAUAUUGGACAGGUGCUUGCUGUUCAAGCAACACCUGAGGAGGAAAGGAGAGUGCUAUGGAAGCUCGACCUUGUAUUGAUUCCAUUGAUGGGAGUUGCAUAUUUUCUCCAGUUCCUUGACAAGCUUGCUUUGAGUCAGGCGACAUUGUUCAAUUUGCGACAGGAUUUGAAUAUGCACGGGAAUGAAUACUCAUGGGCAUCCGCGAUCUUUUACUUUGGAUACUUUGCCUGGAGUUGGCCGAGCUCAUAUAUCAUUGUUCGACUUCCAAUUGGAAAAUACAUUUCAGUCUCGGUAAUCCUUUGGGGUGGCGUUUUGAUGUGCCAUGCAGCUUGCUCUAACUGGAGUGGAUUGAUGACAGUCCGUUUCUUCUUGGGCGUUGGUGAGGCGGCCAUUGCACCGGGCUUCACCCUGAUCACAGGCAUGUUCUACCAGCGCGAGGAACAGCCUCUUCGGCAAUCUGCCUGGUUCUUCGGAAAUUGCAUUGCUGUGCUUAUCGGUGGAUUGAUUGCGUACGGGAUUGGAACAAUUGAUACCACCGUCAUCGCCCACUGGAAGCUCUUGUUUCUCAUUCUGGGUGCUGUCACUUCUUUCUAUGGCAUUGUGCUCUUCACGCUGCUCCCAGACUCGCCUGCUAAGGCCAUAUUCUUGAAGCGCAACGAGCGGGCUAUCGCGGUGCAGCGCACUUUGAAAAAUAAAACUGGAGUCAUGGACACCGGUACUUUCAAAUGGUCACAAGCCUUGUUGGCCUUGAAGGAUCCACAGACAUGGCUCCUGGUGUUGAACUCGUUCACUUCCAACCUGGCCAACGGUGGUCUCACAAGUUUUACCUCAAUCAUCACCGCCGGAUUCGGAUUCAGUGAUUUGAAGGCCCUUAUCAUGCAAAUGCCACAAGGUGGUGCUCAGAUUGUGUUCUUGCUCAUAACCUCAACUGCCGCCACGUUGCUUCCCUCGUUCCGUAUAUUGGGAAUGAUCUUGAACACGGUAGUUUCGAUCGUGGGACUGAUUCUUAUUUGGAAGCUUGAUCCCAACGACCAGGUUGGGAGAAUGGUUGGACUAACCCUUGCCGUUGUCUAUGCAAUUAAUCUUCCAAUCUCGCUGAGUAUAGUCACAUCGAAUGUGGCUGGAUUUUCAAAGAAAAGUGUUGUGAGCUCCUUGCUUUUCAUUGCAUACUGUGUUGGCAACAUUGUUGGGCCUCAGUUUUUCUUGUCAUCGGAAGAGCCAUCUUAUCCGACGGGCAUCAAAGCUUCGAUGUCAGGCCUGGUCCUGAGUCUUUUCUUCCUUAUCUGUUUAUAUUCUUAUUACACCUGGGAGAACCGUCGUCGAGACAAGUUGUAUGGCUUGCCCGAGCAAAUCACUGUUGGGGCGGAGUUGCAGGAUGAGCUGUCAAACAAGACUGAUCGGGAGAUCGAGAGCUUUCGGUAUUUGCUCUAG
Molecule: messenger RNA, 1503 nt
Organism: Penicillium brevicompactum
Lineage: Eukaryota; Fungi; Ascomycota; Eurotiomycetes; Eurotiales; Aspergillaceae
Exons: 8
Coding region: 1-1503 (500 amino acids)
Biological process (GO): tripeptide transport; allantoate transport; dipeptide transport
Cellular component (GO): plasma membrane
Molecular function (GO): dipeptide transmembrane transporter activity; allantoate transmembrane transporter activity
Source: RefSeq, a predicted model, not a curated record